Molecule: messenger RNA, 945 nt
Organism: Purpureocillium takamizusanense
Lineage: Eukaryota; Fungi; Ascomycota; Sordariomycetes; Hypocreales; Ophiocordycipitaceae
Exons: 1
Coding region: 1-945 (314 amino acids)
Biological process (GO): regulation of DNA-templated transcription
Molecular function (GO): zinc ion binding; DNA-binding transcription factor activity, RNA polymerase II-specific
Source: RefSeq, a predicted model, not a curated record
AUGGACGACCUCCGCCAGGCCUGCGAUCGCUGUCACGACAAGAAGCUGAGAUGCCCCAAGAUGGCCGGCUCGGCCAGCUGCAGCCGUUGCGAGAAGGCCUGCGUCCCCUGCAUCUUCAGCCCUCCCACACGGCCUCAGCGCGCGUCCGCCCACCCUGCCCUGUUUGACUGGGCCUUACUACAAGAUCCGGAGCUACCAAGUGAGCGGGAACCUGCUUGCGACAGCAGCCUCCCCUGCCUCUCAAUGGCCUUGGCUCCGCCAACCGAGACCACGAAGCUUGCGGGCCUCGUCAUAUCCCUGGACCGCCUCUGGCGUUUCUUCUCAUCGGAAAAGCUUCUUGACCUCAAGGACCAGCUGCAUGCCCGCGUUAACCUCGUCGGUGGUGAUUCCGACUUGCGCCGUGCCUUGGAGGAGUUGCUCAGCCAUGGCCAGGCCUUGUCAGGGCUGUACCUUGAUGUCGUUGACCUCAUGGCACUCGGCCGCCGUGGUGCUGAUACGGGAACCCCUGACCCACCUUCAUCUCAGGCACCGCACCCUUCGCUUGAUCAGACGACACUGGGCCUCCUUUUCGCCACCCAUCUUCGCUAUCUGGAUGUCCUCGACUGUCUGUUGGUGUUUGCUCGGUUGUGCGCCAGCAUGGCACCGUCGUUGCCGGCAGACUACGAUCCUGAUUUCGAUGUCCCGGAGAUCCGCGUCGGCUCCUUUGUUGCGCCAAAGAGCACGGCCGCAUCCAUCUUCAUCUCCAUGCUUGUGGAUCUUCAGGUGCUCCUGUUGGCGAGAAGUCAAAAGUUGCAGAGCUCGUUACCGCCAGCUACUCCUGACGCCUCGAGGGAAGUCCCGAUACUACAUCUGCAGAUGGAACAUUUGACGGAGCGUGCCGACAACAGCCUGCAAGAGAUGAGGCAGUUAAAGGAGCAUUUGAUCAGGGCCGGGGCAAUACGGUGA